Molecule: messenger RNA, 519 nt
Organism: Sungouiella intermedia
Lineage: Eukaryota; Fungi; Ascomycota; Pichiomycetes; Serinales; Metschnikowiaceae
Source: the annotation of a GenBank genome assembly
AUGAUUACCAACGAGAUUUUCAGAGACGCUAAUGGCAGACCUUUGUUGAGACUCAAGAACGUCCAUGGCGACUUGGACGGCGAGGACUUAAACAACUUGUUUCUAAAUAUUGCUCCUGUCGAUUUUGUCAAGUUUGACCCUCGCGAGGAGACCACGGCGUACGUGUGUUUCCAACUGAACAAUAGCGAGAACAACGCUCGUGCCAUUCAGAAGUUCGAUGGCAAAAAGGCCAUGGGAAACACCUUGAUCGUGGAGAACGCCACAUCAUUGGCUGAUAGAAUUGCUCCUUCGCGUCCUCAGCGUGACACUGUGCGUGGAGGACGUGAUUCUCGUCCCCCAAGAGACGAUUCUGCCAAGGAGGCUCCAAGAGUAAGAGCCAGAAAGCCUAAGGCCAGAAAACCUAAGCCAGUCAAGAAGACCGCCGAAGAUUUGGAUGCAGAGUUGUCUGCUUACAUGGGUGAGACCUCGGAGCCAGCACCUGCUUUCUCCGCACAGGAUAAUGGUGAGAUGGCAGAUUGA